GCUUCGAGUCACUUAUUCCCGUCCCAGAACUCGGUAGCGGUUCGUCAGUUCUGUGACUUUAUGGCAGGUCCAGGUCGGGAUCGUGUGGUUCACCUGCUUCGUCAGCUGGAGCGAGCUGCGUGCAGGUGUCCUGCUCAUUCCAACACAUUCUACAAAGAAAUCAUGGAGAACCUUCUCAGAGAGGAACUUUGAUAGAAGAUCUAAUGAUGUUGAGACGAAGAAAAGUUCCUGACAAUAAAGUGACUCGUCUGUGUCUCCUGUGGCCGUCGUUGUCGUCGCCGCGGCAGCAGCAGCGGAGAACAGCAGCGGCGCAGAGACAGAGUACGCCUUCGAGAUGGCCAGUUCUAACAUCAGAUAUGGGCCAGGAGUCAGCAGAGAGAUUGGAAUGUACAGUUAGCAUGUUAGCCCACAGUUUGAACGCACUGUUGUACGUUGUGAGGCUGAAUCUUAAGGCCGUCCUACAGGACCUUCAGAACCUCAGGGCCCGGAAUGUUUGUCUGAUGACGGAUAAGAACUUGUCCCGCCUCCCUCCGGUGAAGGCGGUUCUGGACUCUUUGGCCAAGGCUGGUGUCAAGUACAAAGUAUACGACAACGUCCGAGUGGAGCCCACAGAUGCUAGUUUUAAAGACGCCAUUGCAUUCGCCAAAACCCACUCCUUUGAUGUGUUUGUGGCGGUGGGCGGCGGCUCUGUGAUUGACACCUGUAAAGCAGCAAAUCUUUACUCCUGUCAUCCCGACGCCGACUUCCUGGAUUUCGUCAACGCUCCCAUCGGAAAAGGAAAAGCAGUGACUGGAGCCGUGAAGCCUCUCAUAGCAGUUCCAACGACAGCAGGAACUGGCAGUGAGACCACGGGGGUCGCCAUCUUUGACUAUGAGCCGUUGAAGGCAAAAACAGGUAUUGCCAGCAGGUCCAUUCGACCGACUCUGGGCAUCGUGGACCCGACUCAUACACUGAGCAUGCCAGAAAGAGUGGCCGCGAACAGCGGCUUUGAUGUCCUGUGCCACGCCCUGGAGUCAUACACCGCCUUACCUUUCAACCAGAGGAAGCCUUGCCCACCCAACCCCAUCCAACGCCCCGCCUACCAGGGCAGCAACCCAAUCAGUGACGUCUGGUCUCGCCAUGCCCUCCAUGUGGUGGCUAAGUAUAUGAAACGAGCCGUCCGGGAUCCGGAGGACUUUGAGGCUCGGUCCAGCAUGCACCUGGCCAGCGUGUUUGCGGGAAUAGGUUUUGGGAAUGCUGGUGUCCAUCUGUGUCAUGGGAUGUCCUAUCCAAUAGCUGGGAAUGUGAAGACUCACUCAGCCAGGGGUUACAGUGUGGUGCACCCCCUGGUGCCUCACGGUCUCUCUGUUGUCCUCACGUCUCCAGCUGUCUUCAGCUUCACUGCCCCCAUGUGUCCAGAGCGCCACCUGGAGGCAGCUGAGAUUCUGGGUGCAGACGUGAGGCGAGUGAAGCGCACAGACGCGGGCGCUGUUCUGUCCGAAACACUGCGUCACUUCCUGUUUGACCUGCAGGUGGAGGAUGGACUACAAGCUGUUGGUUACACGUCAGAUGACAUCCCAUCUCUGGUGAGAGGAACAAUCCCUCAGGAGCGAGUGACCAAACUUUCACCCCGGGCUCACACCGAGGACGACCUGAUGGGUCUGUUUGAAGCCUCCAUGAAGCUUUACUGAAGCAGCACUCCCUCCAACAACCACUAGAGGGAGCAUCAUUUCACAGCAGUCCCGUUUGUUGUUUCCUCAGCUGCUGACGUUGGUACAGAAGAGGCCAAACAAAUGUUUAUUUAAAAAGUAAAUCUGUUUAAUUCAGUCAAAUACAUUCACUGAGAAAAACAUUUUAAAUAAUGCAGAAACUUUGAGUUUUAAAAAUAAACUUUUACUAAAU
Messenger RNA from Cynoglossus semilaevis (tongue sole), 1881 nucleotides. RefSeq names its product alcohol dehydrogenase iron containing 1 (gene adhfe1). Gene Ontology annotation, cellular component: mitochondrion. The record is from RefSeq and is a predicted model, not a curated record. Gene Ontology annotation, molecular function: alcohol dehydrogenase (NAD+) activity; metal ion binding. Bases 204 to 1670 code for a protein of 488 amino acids. NCBI's taxonomy places the organism in Eukaryota, Metazoa, Chordata, Actinopteri, Pleuronectiformes, Cynoglossidae. The transcript is spliced from 14 exons.